UCGUCUGCCCUCCUCCGCAGCCUUGCUCCGUGGACCAGCCCCGUCCUCCCCUCGUAGGUGUUGGGGCUUGGCCCCAGCCCUCCAUCUUCGUUUCUCAGCCAUGGCGAGCAGCAGCGGCUCCAAGGCCGAAUUCAUUGUCGGAGGGAAAUACAAACUGGUCCGCAAGAUCGGGUCCGGAUCCUUCGGGGACAUCUACCUGGCCAUCAACAUCACCAACGGCGAGGAAGUGGCCGUGAAGGUGGAGUCGCAGAAGGCGCGGCAUCCGCAGCUGCGGAACGAGAGCAAGCUCUAUAAGAUCCUCCAAGGCGGGGUCGGCAUCCCGCACAUAAGAUGGUAUGGUCAAGAAAAAAAUUACAAUGUGCUAGUCAUGGAUCUUCUUGGACCCAGUCUUGAAGACCUCUUCAAUUUUUGUUCAAGAAGGUUCACAAUGAAAACUGUACUUAUGUUAGCCGACCAGAUGAUCAGUAGAAUUGAAUAUGUGCAUACAAAGAACUUUAUACACAGAGACAUUAAACCAGAUAACUUCCUAAUGGGUAUUGGGCGUCCCUGUAAUAAGUGUUCAGAAUCUCCAGAGAGGAAGAGGAAAAGAAGCAUGACUGUUAAUACUUAUCAGGACCCAUCUUUCUCAGGAUUAAACCAGUUAUUCCUUAUUGAUUUUGGUUUGGCCAAAAAGUACAGAGACAACAGGACAGGACAACACAUACCAUACAGAGAAGAUCAAAAUCUUACUGGCACUGCCCGAUAUGCUAGCAUCAAUGCACAUCUUGGUAUUGAACAGAGUCGCCGAGAUGACAUGGAAUCAUUAGGAUAUGUUUUGAUGUAUUUUAAUAGAACUAGCCUGCCAUGGCAAGGACUAAAGGCUGCAACAAAGAAACAAAAAUAUGAAAAGAUUAGUGAAAAAAAGAUGACCACUCCUGUUGAAGUUUUAUGUAAAGGCUUUCCUGCCGAAUUUGCCAUGUACUUAAAUUAUUGUCGUGGUUUGCACUUUGAGGAAGCUCCAGAUUACAUGUACCUGAGGCAGCUAUUCCGCAUUCUUUUCAGGACCCUGAACCAUCAGUAUGACUACACAUUUGAUUGGACAAUGUUAAAGCAGAAAGCAGCACAGCAGGCGGCCUCUUCCAGUGGGCAGGGUCAGCAGGCCCAAACCCCCACAGGCAAGCAAACUGACAAAACCAAGAGUAACAUGAAAGAUUUCUAA
Molecule: messenger RNA, 1198 nt
Organism: Elephantulus edwardii (Cape elephant shrew)
Lineage: Eukaryota; Metazoa; Chordata; Mammalia; Macroscelidea; Macroscelididae
Product: casein kinase I isoform alpha-like
Exons: 1
Coding region: 101-1198 (365 amino acids)
Biological process (GO): peptidyl-serine phosphorylation; negative regulation of canonical Wnt signaling pathway; signal transduction
Cellular component (GO): cytoplasm; nucleus
Molecular function (GO): ATP binding; protein serine/threonine kinase activity
Source: RefSeq, a predicted model, not a curated record